AUGUCGUCAAUUGGGCCACAACUACCCGCGCAUCUAUCGAAGCGGAAACGCACACCAGACGAUGAAGCGUCUAACUCCAGCAAGCAGCGUCGCAGCGAAUCCCCAGCAAAGAACACGAAUGAGAUCGACCUUGAAGAUUCGGACGAUGAUUAUGGCCCCAGCGCACCUCUCCCACCAAAAGCAUCCGUCGGCCCAGUGUUACCGACCUCCAACAAAGACGAGAUAGAGAUUGACUCCGAUUCCGACUCUGAUACAGGUCCAGCACCACCGAAGCCUACCGUUGGUCCUGCGCCACCACCUGCCGACAUCUCACAACGCCCUGCAGCAUCUCCCGACUCAGAUUCAGACUCCGAAGACGACUACGGUCCUGCACUUCCAGGUUCAUCAAAAGCAAAUAAACCCACUAUAGGACCACAGCUCCCAGUCGCCGAAGCGGCACCUCAGCGCGACUCAUGGAUGCUUGCGCCGCCUACCGCCUCAGGCUACUCGGAGCGAGACCCAACCAAGAUGCGCAACCGUAAAUUCGCCUCCAAGUCUUCAUCUUCUGGACCAUCAACGGUCUCAACAAUAUGGACUGAAACUCCUGAGGAAAAGCUCAAGCGGCUGCAAGAUUCGGUGCUAGGACGCGCCGACAAAAACGCAGAAACAGAAAUGAAGGGCGGAAAGUCACAAGAGGAGGAGGAGCGCAACCGCAAGAUCUCUGCCAAUAUCGAAUCGCAAAGAGGCAAGAGUCUAUACGCGGAGCAUCAAGGACGAAGAGAAAAGGAGGGCAAGAAGGUCGAAGAGGAAGAUGAUCCCAGCAAGCGUGGAUUCGAUAGAGAAAAGGAUAUGGCUCUCGGCGGCAAGAUUGGCACGUCGCAAAGGAGAGAGUUGAUGAAUAAGGCCGCCGAUUUCGGUGGUAGGUUUCAGAAAGGGUUUUUCUUAUAG
This is a messenger RNA of Fusarium sp. VM40, 927 nucleotides long. NCBI's taxonomy places the organism in Eukaryota, Fungi, Ascomycota, Sordariomycetes, Hypocreales, Nectriaceae. The record is from the annotation of a GenBank genome assembly.